CAACCACACUUCAUUUCCCCUACCAGAUAAUAAAUCCGCCCAAAACCCUAAUUUACAUAAAUCUCUAAAUCUCAUAACACCGCCGCUCUCGAAACCCUAACAGCAAGAGCAAAAUGGCAACACGACUGAAGAAAAACCGCAAGAAGAGAGGCCACGUGAGCGCCGGGCACGGUCGUAUCGGAAAGCACCGAAAGCAUCCAGGAGGUCGGGGAAACGCCGGAGGUAUGCACCACCACAGAAUCCUGUUCGACAAGUACCAUCCAGGGUAUUUCGGUAAAGUUGGUAUGCGUUAUUUCCAUAAGCUACGUAACAGGUUUUACUGUCCAAUUGUGAACGUAGAAAAGCUUUGGUCAAUGAUGCCUCAGGAUGUUAAGGAUAAGGCUAAUAAGGACAAUGUUCCGUUAAUUGACGUUACUCAGUUUGGGUACUUUAAGGUGUUAGGUAAAGGUGUCUUGCCUGAGAAUCAACCUUUUGUUGUUAAGGCUAAACUUGUUUCUAAAAUUGCUGAGAAGAAGAUUAAGGAAGCUGGUGGUGCUGUUCUUCUUACUGCUUAAGUUUAGGGUUUUGAAUUUUUUAUUAAUGUUUUGUACUCGGAGGAUUUUGUUAUUUUAUGCGGAUUUUUUUGUUAUGAUUUACGGUUAUUUGUUAGAAUUAAAGUAUGGUGGUAUAACUAUUUGAAUUAUCUAUAAUCAUCAAUAUGCUAAAUUCUUUCA
This is a messenger RNA of Mercurialis annua (annual mercury), 713 nucleotides long. RefSeq names its product 60S ribosomal protein L27a-2. Gene Ontology annotation, biological process: translation. The record is from RefSeq and is a predicted model, not a curated record. NCBI's taxonomy places the organism in Eukaryota, Viridiplantae, Streptophyta, Magnoliopsida, Malpighiales, Euphorbiaceae. The transcript has a single exon. Gene Ontology annotation, molecular function: structural constituent of ribosome. Bases 114 to 554 code for a protein of 146 amino acids. Gene Ontology annotation, cellular component: cytosolic large ribosomal subunit; ribosome.